GCCCUGGGGUGGGUCUGGGGGUCCCGUGCUGCUGUGGGGCCGUAACACCUGUGCCACAGGGCCAUGGUGUGCCGUGGGGCCACCACUGGCCACCAACUCACCGAGGGGCAACUGUGUGCCCCAAGGUCCCAACACACCACGUGUCACAGGGCCACCAGCUGAGCCCUGGCCCCCAGCGCCCCCCCAGAACCACAGCACCCCCUGCCCGUGUCCUUCCUGGGGCCACAGGGAUGGGAGCCUGGGUGCAGGGCUGAUGAGGAGGGGCCAUCCCCCGCAGCGACCCUUACCCCUGCCGUGUUUACUCAGGCUGUGGCGGGGGCUGGCACGGCCUCUCCGGCCCAGGGGCGGGAGCUAUCGGGGCCGGGGGGGAUAAAAGCAGCCCCUGAGGGGACACCCCCAGAGUCCUGCCCAGCCCCACCACCAUGAAGCUGCUCGUGGCCACGCUGCUGCUGCUGCUGUGCGCCAGCUGCCUGCAGGCCGCCCUGGUGAGGCGCGAGGCCGAGGAGCCCGCCCCGCCGCCCGCAGAGGAGGUCUUCACACGCUACUUCCAGACCUUCUCCGACUUCAUGACCAAGGAGCUGCCCCAGAAGCUGAAGGUGGAGGAGAUGCGCACCCAGGCUGAGGCCUACCUGGACCGGGCCAACAAGCAGCUGACGCCUCUGGCCCAGGAGCUGCAGAACAAUGUGGUCGGGUUCUUCUCAUCGCUGCUGAGGGUGGGCAAGGCUGGAGAGCAGCCCUGAGCCCCAAGGGGAGCCCCUCGCUGCCCCCCACUCCCAAU
Molecule: messenger RNA, 778 nt
Organism: Colius striatus (speckled mousebird)
Lineage: Eukaryota; Metazoa; Chordata; Aves; Coliiformes; Coliidae
Gene: APOA2
Product: apolipoprotein A2
Exons: 3
Coding region: 423-740 (105 amino acids)
Biological process (GO): lipoprotein metabolic process; lipid transport
Cellular component (GO): extracellular region
Molecular function (GO): lipid binding
Source: RefSeq, a predicted model, not a curated record